GAAACAAUGUGUAUAACAUUCCUUACGACAUUCAUUUGAGUGAGGAAUUCGCACAACUCAACCAACAUGUUCACAAAAAUAUUAUAUCUUAUUUUAUUGUUGGCUUGCUGUGGGGCGAUCGAAUGCAAGAACUUCCGCUCCGACUACAAGUACCACAACACCGUCGACGCCUGGCUGAAGUUCCACGCUGUGCCGGGCACGUGGCGAGAGGCGCAGCAGAGAUGCUUCUUGGAAGGCGCAAUCCUAGCUUCGCCUGUCAAUGCGGUCUGGCAAGCUGCAAUAAUUGCUCAAAUCAAUGACACCACGUCCGACUGUGCUGGCAUCUAUACGGGAAUACAUUCCAUUUUCUCUAAAGGAUAUUUCCAUUCUAUCGAAGGUGUACCUUUGGCUAGAAUGUCUCUACAGUGGAUGUCCGGGGAGCCGGACAACUUUGGCAACAGCGAGGACUGCAUCGCUUACUCCGGCGGUAGAAUAGCUGACGUUAACUGCUCCGAAGUUCUUCCCUUCGUGUGUUCUAAGAAGAUAACUGACAACACGUCCGUGAUGCCGUGUGGAACUAUUGACAAAAAGUACGAAUAUGUUCCGGAUACCGGCAGUUGCUACAAGUAUCAUAACAACACCGCCACGUGGCCCGAGGCGUACAAGGUCUGCGCGGCAGAGGGCGCUUAUCUGGCUAUAAUCAACAGCAAGAAUGAAACUAACACGCUGAUCGAAAUUCUCAAGAAACAAGGUCCAAAAUCUGCCAAUGACUAUAUGCUGAUUGGCAUGUAUGAGUGGUACGAAGAUGGAGUCUGGAGGACAAUUCACGGUCAAACGCUAGAGGAGGCAGGGUACGCAGAGUGGAACGAGGGCCAGCCGGACAACAACCGGCCGCUACAGGCCUGCGGGGGCAUGUACGCCAACGGGAAGCUGGAUGACUACUUUUGCGACCGGCCCUAUACGUUCGUGUGCGAAAAGGACCCGGGAAACUUGCAGGAUAUACAGUUUAUCGGUUUCACUCGGGAAAUAGGAAAUGAUAACAACAAAAUCCCGCGAUUCGUUCAUUCCACUGAGAGUUUCGCACAACUCGACAUGUUCACAAAAACAUUAUAUUUAUUGGUGGCUUGCUGCGGGGCGAUAGAAUGCAAGAACUUCCGCUCCGACUACAAGUACCACAACACCGUCGACGCCUGGCUGAAGUUCCACGCUGUGCCGGGCACGUGGCGAGAGGCGCAGCAGAGAUGCUUCUUGGAAGGCGCAACCCUAGCUUCGCCUGUCAACGCGGCCUGGCAAGCUGCAAUAACUGCUGAAACCAAUAACUCCACCUCUGACUGUGCUGGCAUCUAUACAGGAAUACAUUCUAUCUUCUCUAAAGGAUAUUUCCAUUCUGUCGAAGGUGUACCUUUGGCUAGAAUGUCUCUACAGUGGAUGUCCGGGGAGCCGGACAACUUUGGCAACAGCGAGGACUGCAUCGCUUACUCUGGCGGUAGAAUAGCUGACGUUAACUGCUCCGAAGUUCUUCCCUUCGUGUGUUCUAAGAAGAUAACUGACAACACGUCCGUGAUGCCGUGUGGAACUAUUGACAAAAAGUAUGAAUUUGUUGCAAGUACCGGCAGUUGCUACAAGUUUCACAGCAACCACGUCACAUGGGCCGAGGCGUACAAGGUCUGCGCGGCAGAGGGCGCUUAUCUCGCUGUAAUCAACAACAAGGAAGAAGCUAACAGGCUGGCGGAACUUCACAGGAAACACUAUCCAAAAUCCGUCGCCCACUACGUCACUCUCAUUGGGAUGUAUGAUUGGUACAAAGAUGGAAUUUGGAGAACUAUUCAAGGUCAAACGCUGGAGGCGGCAGGGUAUGCAGAGUGGGAAAGGACUCAGCCGGACAACGCUGGCCCGGGACAGGCCUGUGGAGCCAUGUUCCCCAACGGAAAGCUGGACGACUUCUGGUGCAACCGCGAUACCAAGUUCCUGUGCGAGAAGGACCCGGACAACUUGCAGGAUUUUUAGUAGUCAUCUACCAAUAUAGAGGAGUUUUAUGUAUAAUCGUAUAUUAGUUCGAACAGUAGCUAUUACCGACAUAUUCGUAUAUUAUUCUAGAUAAAAUAUUAUAAUGAAAACAAAGUUAUAAAAAUAAUAUUGAAUGAUUAUUUUGAAUAGAGUACGUUUAUUAUUUAAAGAGUAACAAGGGGAAAAGAAACUGCUUAGCUCUUCUUGCUUAUUAAAUUUCCUAGAAGUUUAUUAAUUAAUUUGAUUAUUAACAAAAAAUAUAUGUUUUUAAUUUUUUU
Bicyclus anynana (squinting bush brown) is the source of this 2264-nucleotide messenger RNA. RefSeq names its product C-type mannose receptor 2. The transcript has 12 exons. The record is from RefSeq and is a predicted model, not a curated record. NCBI's taxonomy places the organism in Eukaryota, Metazoa, Arthropoda, Insecta, Lepidoptera, Nymphalidae. Bases 67 to 1986 code for a protein of 639 amino acids.